AUGGCUGGACCGCACAGAACGUCACUUUAUCCGCAGGAAGAAUGCCUUGCGCGCGUCGUUUGGGCGGCUCAUACCCUCUAUUAUCUCACGAAAAACCGAAGCCACGCAGAGCUGCUGGAAGCUGAAAACACCACGGAGAUCGGCAGUCAUACAGAUGACUCGAGCGAUCAUGAGGCAGACUACGAGACAGAGAAGAACAUGAUUCUGUCAGGGCCUCGAGAUUCUAUUCGCCAGAAAUUCCUGGACUGCAUUGCACAGCUGCUGUCACCGUGGAAGGGAUGGGACGGGGUUACUGCAACGGCGAUACGGGAAGGAGAAGCCGGAGUUGAGGUUGACAUCACAAGAAACGAUAAUUUUCUUUUUGAUGAAGGUUGCUUUAAUAGUGAAAUUUUGGAAUACUGCAAGAUGUUGGAAGAAUAUCUGGAAGGUCGUACUGGAGAUUUCGAGCUGAAGGUGAUAGACUAUAUGUCCUGUCGGAUUGAUCAUUGGGUUGAAGAUUUCCGGAAAACCCUUGAAAUUGACCAAAAUUGGCCUGACUGGAAUUCUGAGCGAUUUUUUGGGCAGGAGGCUGCAGUGAAAGCUUGGAAAACCAUGACAGAUCUUACACUUAGAUUUGAUGCUGAUAAGAAAGCCGUCACAUCUAGGUCUUUAAUAGUGCAACAAGCUUGCAGCUGUCUCAAUUUGCCACAGGUCCGGCAGUUGCUGGUGGACACAUUUGGGAUUCAGCGUGGUUUGAAACUCUGGAGCAAGCUGAACUUUAUCGCCAGGCCGCUGGUCGACUGCCGAUCAUUGGGAUUAAUAGCCAUUCGCGAGCCACUGUUACGCAACUGCAAAAUCUUCCUAGUCUCCCCUAAAUGGAACACAACAGUGGAAGCCAAAUACAGAGUUGGAAUAUUCAAAGCAUGGGAACGACUAGGGCUGGGGCCCAUUCCUGGACCCGUGAUGGGGAUACUCGACCCUUUUUGCCAGAGGUUCGAAGAAGCCUGUGCAGGGUCAUUUUCCCUGCAUGCUGAGAUGCAACUAGUGAUGCACUACGAGGAGAGAUGCGCCCUCCAACCUACUUUAGACUACUUCGGAUGCAGUAAGAAGACUUGCUUGCUCUGCGAAACUUUUCUUCGUGCGCUGCCAAGUCCAAUUGCCACACGUGGAAGGCACGGUAUUUGUUAUCCUGCCUGGGCUGUACCAAACCCAAAAUCAGGUGCUAUAGAGGUCGCCGUCGAGCGGUUAGAGAAGAGCCUCGUUGCCCGCAUUCGAGUUCUCCUCAACGAUUUCAAGCACAUCAGUCAGAGAGGUCUCGCUGCGAAUAUCAUGCAAUCUGGCAUGGUAUCGGAUUUUUCACGCCUUACUCUUGAAGAAUGGCAGCGAAGCGAACAGCACCUGCGGCUUUUCGAGAAAAAAGAAACGAUCAGGCAUAGGGACCGGCUGAUUAUUGAAGGAAUUGUUCCAACUACAAAAUCGCGCUAUCGCCCGCUCGAGAAUUUCGAACCUCAAAAUUGUUGUGUGAUGUGUAAUACGAGCCCAAGGGUUCAAUGUGCACAGUGUCAAAGCACAUACUAUUGCUCCACAGAAUGCGAGGAGAGUGACUUUCGCUCACAUAGCCUUCUUUGCCAACAGUUCGCUACUCAACUCGAUAGACCAUCUCCAGAACACAAACGGGCCAUAUACUUCCCAGCUGAAAAAGACGAGCCAUGUUUGAUAUGGGUCCCAUGCCGACGCCAACACGCCGAGGAUGGGAUCAAGUGGACACAAAUUGAUCCGUUUCCCUACCUUGGAACUGAUAAACCAACCAAAGGGACUAUGCACAUCGAACAUAACCCAGUACGAUGUCGAAAUCUGGGCGCUGGAUUUGCAGGCUAUGCUCCAUACAAGAACGGAUACUGUGUUGCUUUGGUACAUCGGGAAGCCUAUUUGAAGGACGGAUCAACCACAAAUAGAAGCAUAUUAGCUUCUGUGAGGGCAUCCUGCAUGUCCACCAUCUCACAUGAAUAUCGCGGUCCUAUGAUUGCCAUACGAGAAGUUCCCCACGAAGACUACACCGAUAUAACACUAGCCGACUUCCGACAUCUAGUGGAUUAUUUAAUAAGCUACCGAAACACGCACAUUAGAGAAAGCGUCCCGGAUCGGCUACACCGCGCGCCAACAACCGUCCGCGGCGUGAAGAUUUGCUGCCACGGCGAAAUAAACCUUCAUGGGUCAGAGCCCUUCAUUUCCGUUGAUAUCACCCGCUCAAACCAGAUUUCCUUGGGCGACGGAUCUAUCUCACCGAUAUCAGUCUGCCUCGGCAUGGCUAUACGGCUCUGGAAGGACCCGGACCUUGAGUUCCUACAUGAUCCGCCAGGAUGGGAAGGAGACAUGACGGCAGACAGUAAUCCAAAUGUUGCUUUCUUGAUGAUGGAAACAGAUUCUUCCAAAGACGAGUGGGGCUGGGCGCCGAUGUAUUGGAAUAGCAAGUUAGGCAAUGUCUGGGCUGUUCGUGAAGAUGGACAAGAUCUGGCUGUGAACGAUAUCGCAAUGAUGUGCCAUUUUGCGAGGCACAAACUACAGCGUAUGUUCGAAGACGUGAUGGAAUCGGGCUCGGGUUUAGUGAGUAGGCAGAGGGUUUUGGAUUUCAUUACUUGGGACAAUAUAGUUACUCAUUGGGACGAGACUGGCGAGCAUUAG
Molecule: messenger RNA, 2661 nt
Organism: Penicillium bovifimosum
Lineage: Eukaryota; Fungi; Ascomycota; Eurotiomycetes; Eurotiales; Aspergillaceae
Exons: 3
Coding region: 1-2661 (886 amino acids)
Source: RefSeq, a predicted model, not a curated record